Messenger RNA from Setaria italica (foxtail millet), 1776 nucleotides. RefSeq names its product UPF0481 protein At3g47200. The transcript is spliced from 2 exons. NCBI's taxonomy places the organism in Eukaryota, Viridiplantae, Streptophyta, Magnoliopsida, Poales, Poaceae. The record is from RefSeq and is a predicted model, not a curated record. Bases 186 to 1541 code for a protein of 451 amino acids.
GCACGCGCGCCGUGGCAUGCAACGCAAGUAACCGCAUGCAUAUGCCUAUAUAUCAAGAAUAGAGUUCUAGACGAUCUCAAAAAAAAAGACUAGAGUUCUAGACUAUUAAGAUUAUUAGCUAACCAUCGAGCAAUCAACUCUCUCUCUCUACUCCGACAUACAAUCUGCUACCUUUCACCGGAUCCAUGGCUGCCGCCGCCGCGAGCAGUAGAGCGUGGGUGGUGGACGUGGAGAAGACGCUGGAAGAGGCCGACGCGUCGUUGGAGGUCUACCUGUGGCAGCGCCACAGCAUCUACCGCGUGCCGGCGUGCAUCAAGGACCUCAAGCCCAAGGCGUACCGGCCGCAGGUGGUGUCGCUGGGCCCCUUCCACCACGGCGACAAGGAGCUCCAGCCCAUGGAGGAGCACAAGCAGCGCGCGCUGCGGCACCUGCUCCGGCGGGCCAGGCGGCCGCUGGAGGCGUUCGCCGCCGCCGUGGAGGAGGUCGCCGAGCAGCUGGAGAGCGCGUACAUGGACCUAGGCGACCAGUGGCGCGGCGAGGAGGGGAGGAGGGAGAAGUUCCUGGAGAUGAUGAUCGUCGACGGGUGCUUCCUGCUGGAGGUGAUGAGGGCCGCCGGCCGCGACGGGAAGAACACCGGGGACUACGCGCCCAACGACCCGAUCUUUAGUCAUCAUGGGGUGCUCUACAUGGUGCCCUACAUCCGCCGGGAUAUGCUCAUGCUCGAGAACCAGCUGCCGUUGCUCCUGCUGCAGAAGCUCGUCGCCGUCGAGGGUGGCAAUCCCCCGAACGACGACGUGAUCAACAGGAUGGUGCUAAAGUUCAUGUCCCCGUCGUCCCGGCAGCCACCGGCCGGCACCAGUCUUGGGCUCCACCCGCUCGACGUGUGCCGCCGGAGCAUGCUCUAUGGCCCGUACCAGGCCACACGGGACCCGAAGGACGUGGUGGCGGAGGCGGACAUCAUCCGGUCGGCGGUGGAGCUGUACGAGGCCGGGAUCCGGUUCAAGAAGAGCCACUCGGCGAGCCUCCACGACAUCCGCUUCCGGCACGGCGUGCUGAGAAUGCCGGCAGUGACGGUGGACGACUCCACCGAGUACAUGUUCCUCAACAUGAUGGCGUUCGAGCGGCUGCACGUCGGCGCCGGAAACGACGUCACGGCGUACGUCUUCUUCAUGGACAACAUCAUCGACUCCGCCAAGGACGUGGCGCUGCUGAGCACCAGCGGCAUCAUCCAGAACGCCGUCGGCAGCGACAAGGCGGUGGCGCAGCUGUUCAACAGCAUCUCCAAGGACGUCGUCCUCGAGCCGGAGAGCGCGCUGGACGCUGUUCACCGGCAGGUGAACGCCUACUGCGGGAAGCCAUGGAACAUGUGGCGUGCCAACUUGAUCCACACCUACUUCCGGAGCCCUUGGGCGUUCAUGUCCCUCGCCGCCGCCGUCUUCCUCCUCGUCAUGACCAUCAUGCAGACCGUCUACACUGUGCUGCCAUACUACCAGCAGGACCAAGCCAACAACAGCUCUCCAGCGGCACCGGCUCCAAUGUGAUCUUGCAGCGCAGCUUUUGCAUUCAUCUACAUGCAAGCGUCCCGGCUCUAUGUACAUGGAAUAUCUGUUUGACUUUGUUUUGCACUUUUGUGCCUUGAUUUUCUUGAGUUGCCUUGUGCUGCGUAAUGUUUUCGAUUCCAUUUGCCUUGUUUGAGUUGUUGAACCGAGGAUUCUGAAUUUGGAAAAGAGUGGUGCUAUUGAUCAAAACUGAAAUAAAGUUGUUUUUAACGCUCAA